Malania oleifera is the source of this 708-nucleotide messenger RNA. RefSeq lists its product as uncharacterized. NCBI's taxonomy places the organism in Eukaryota, Viridiplantae, Streptophyta, Magnoliopsida, Santalales, Ximeniaceae. The record is from RefSeq and is a predicted model, not a curated record. The coding region runs from base 1 to 708 and encodes 235 amino acids. The transcript has a single exon.
AUGAAAAAGCUUUUGGACCUAAUGAUGAACAAGGGUAAGACUGUGCAACCACUAAAUGUUGAGGAGGAGUCAAACCCCACCUAUCCUCCAGGAUUCACCCCGUUAUACGGGCAGACCUCGACACAACCUCCGGUUGCCGCAGAAAAUCCCCCACCAAACAAUGUCUCAUUCAUACCUACCGCACCAACACUAGGGGUCCCAGCAGUCGGAACACCCCCGAUAAUGAUGAUAGAUGUGGGGGCAAACAGAAUCACAACUGAGCGUCGCUGUGAUGUACUUGAAGAAUGGUUGAGGGGCAUCGAAGGGUCCAAUUCAUUCGGUCUCAUUGAUCCAAUAGACCUCUACUUGGUACCGAAUGUCACUCUGCCGCCGAAAUUUAAGAUGCCAAACUUUGAAAAGUAUGACGAAACUCGGUGUCCUCAUGCCCACUUACUGAUGUAUUGUCAAGCGAUGGCAGCAUACUCAGAUGACGAGAAGCUAAUGAUGCACUACUUUCAAAGCAGUUUGACCAGAUCUACUAUCCAUUGGUACAUUCAGCAAGAUAAGGCUCAGGUUCGUAUUUGGAAAGACUUGGCCCACACCUUUGUCACUCAUUACUGCCACAUGACAGAGAUGGCACCUAAUCAAAUGACUCUGCAAGAAAUGGAAAAGAAACCUACUGAAAUGUUCAGGGAGUAUGCUUACAAGUGGAGGGAUAUGGCGAUAUAA